AUGGCCAAUCUACCUGAAGACCGAGUAACCCCUGAGAAACCGCCAUUCAACUACGUCGGAGUAGACUGUUUUGGGCCAUUUUUGGUCAAGCAAGGCCGAAGUCAAGUGAAAAGAUACGGCUGUAUCUUUACCUGUUUGGCGAUUAGAGCAGUUCACAUCGAAGUUCUGCAUUCUAUGGAGACCGACUCCUUUCUCAAUGCCUUGCAGCGAUUCAUGGCCAGACGCGGUCAACCAGAACUGAUCAGAUGCGACAACGGCACCAAUUUUGUCGGAGCUGAGCGUGAGCUGAGGGAAGGGAUUAAACGAUGGAACAAGCAGCAGGUCCACGAGUAUCUUCUUCAAAAGGGGAUCAGAUGGAAAUUCAACCCACCGGCAGCAUCCCACAUGGGAGGACCCUGGGAGAGACAGAUCAGAACAGUCAGGAAAAUUCUGAACACUGUAAUGAAGCAGCAAGUUCUGCAUGACGAAAGCCUAUCAACCAUGAUGUGCUUGGUUGAAUCAGUGAUCAACGGACGCCCACUUACAGUAGUAUCUGAUGACGCGAGAGAUCCAGAACCCUUGACGCCAAACCAUCUUCUCUUGUUGCGUCAGAACAGCGCAUUGCCAGUCGAUGUAUUCCAGAAGCAAGACCAGUUCAGCCGAUCAACCGAGAAACCAGUGGUCCUUGGGGAGAGUCGUCGAGAUCUACGCUGGUGA
Messenger RNA from Patiria miniata (bat star), 696 nucleotides. RefSeq lists its product as uncharacterized. Bases 1 to 696 code for a protein of 231 amino acids. Gene Ontology annotation, biological process: DNA integration. Gene Ontology annotation, molecular function: nucleic acid binding. Lineage: Eukaryota; Metazoa; Echinodermata; Asteroidea; Valvatida; Asterinidae. The record is from RefSeq and is a predicted model, not a curated record. The transcript is spliced from 2 exons.